This is a messenger RNA of Selaginella moellendorffii, 1580 nucleotides long. RefSeq lists its product as uncharacterized. The transcript is spliced from 2 exons. NCBI's taxonomy places the organism in Eukaryota, Viridiplantae, Streptophyta, Lycopodiopsida, Selaginellales, Selaginellaceae. The record is from RefSeq and is a predicted model, not a curated record. The coding region runs from base 491 to 1414 and encodes 307 amino acids.
AAUUCAAGAGGUUGACUCGUCGAUUUUCUUUUCUUUUUUGUGUCUAAAGCUACCUACGGGUACAUUGCUUAGCAUAGGAAGAUCCAACUUAAGUGGAAUCAGGCAUAUUCGAAUCUCUUUGAUAAAGCAAGAAAUCCCUCUCUAGGUAGAAAGAAAGAAAGAAAGAAAGAGGUGCCCGAUUUCUUUUCGCUCUCUCCAUCCAAUUUUUAAUCGUUGUCUGAUGAUUGAUGAGAGGAGUGGAGUGGGAUCGAUCGGUUACAGUAGAGCCCCGGGAAUAAAUGCCUGAAAGGAUCUCGAGCACACAACCCACAGCAACAGCGACAAAGCACGCCAUCGCCAACGAUCGAAAAAAUCUUUUGUCUCUCGCGAAAUGUUGGCGUUGAUCGGAUCAAACCCCUCGUUGCUCGCGAGGUGGGUUCCGGCGAAUUGACGCGAGAUCGAGGAUAUAGGAGCGAUCGAUUCCAUUCGUCGAUCGAUCGAUUUGGCGAGGAUGCCACCGAGGUACUUGAAGCUGGGCGUGGGCAACAACACGGACAGGGACACGAGCUUGUUCCAGUUCCAGCCGGAUGAUCUUGGCGAGCAGCGGCAGCGAAUUUCUUCCUGGCCGGGAUUGCGGAGAGCGCAAUCGACGCGGGAGAGGCUGGAGUCUCCAUCUCUCCAGAAAUCGGUAGCGUAUAAUCUGGGCGGCGCUAGAGCUAGAAAGGAGGAAGAGAGCGUACCAAGGAGGGAUUUCGAUCUAGCAGUAGCGCAGCGGCAGAUCGAGGUUCCGGAGCUCCGGCGCGCAAGCUCCACCAGGGAAUCGACAAUCCACCAGGGACUGAGCGGCGAUCAUCAGGGCGUGGUGUCCAGCAUCGUCAAGAAUCUCAAGCAACACCAGCCGAAGAUCCAUCUCCCGCGCACGCAAUCCAUGCGCUACAACCGGAUCGUGUCCGCCGAUAGCAGCAGCGAGGAGGAUCUGGCAGCGGCGGCGGCGGCGGCGGCGGCGGCGGCGAGGGAGAAUCAUCAUCCGCGAGUCCUAGGGAUCGCGCCCCCGCGGCAUUCUUGCGUGGAGAAGCUGUCCCUGGACAAGGUGGAUCGCAGCAGCAAGCGCCUGGUGAGGAUCUCCGACAGCUACCAGACGCGCGAUGGGGAGAUCCUCUCCAUCGAGUGCGCGCAGUGUGGCCGAUGGCUGGGCACCGUCUCGCAGCGCCUCAAUCUCGACGAGGGAUCGCUCAAGCUGUGCCAGAUUUGCCAUCCCGUGCAAGAAUCCAUGGCGGCCAUGGCCAAUCCAGGGGAUAAUCCGACCAAGGCGGCGGCGGCGGGGGCGGCGGCGGAGGAUCGUCACAAGAAAGCGAGCGGCGGGUUCCUACGAGGAUUGCGCCGGAUGCUCGGCCUCAAAACCUCCAAGAACAGCAAAAAUGCGAGCGCCAGAUGAGAUCAAUCGACCGUGACUACCGCUAAAAUUUUCUGUGCGAUUUGUCCAUCCGGAAUAAGAAGCGACCUGGAAGAAGAAAGAAUCGACCAAGAACCCUAACCCUUAUUAAAAUAUCCCCGGCAUAUGCUUCGUCCCCAAUGCAAACAAAAUAGAAGGUUGUUCUCUC